GGACAGGCAGCUCGCACAGUCACUGACAGAAACCCGCGGCGGAGAAACUUUGGGGACUGCUGAAUGACAAGUGUUUGUUGUGGGUUUUUUUUUUUCUUUUAGGAGGAAUGAAUCUCCUUUCUCUUGGCGUUGUUUGUACCAUAACCGGUUUUGAGGAGGCGGCGAGGCUCGGCGGAGCCACACGGAUGGGAACAUACAGCAGCAGCAGCGCCAAACUCACAAUGCGCCCUGAGUGAACACAGGCAAGGAGACAAUACAGAUCCGCGGAGAGACUCAGAAAUCUGCACUCUUACACCGGGCUUCUCUUUUUCAGAACUACUUCAAGAGUUGCAUAUCUCCCUAGACAAUUGAUUUACUGUUUAAUUUGAUACAAAAUUGACUUCUCUACGUGGGCAAGUGGUUGGAUCACCAAACUCAGCCAUGACGUCUCCGGCCAAAUUCCGAAAGGACAAGGAGAUUGUGGCCGAAUAUGAAACUCAAGUUAAAGAGAUCCGUGCCCAGCUGGUGGAGCAGCUCAAGUGUCUGGACCAGCAGUGUGAGCUGCGGGUGCAGCUGCUUCAGGACCUGCAGGACUUCUUCAGGAAGAAGGCAGAGAUUGAGAUGGACUACAGCCGCAACCUGGAGAAGCUGGCUGAGAGGUUCCUCACCAAGACACGCAGCACCAAGGACCACCUGCUCAAGAAGGAGCAGAGUGUUUUAUCUCCAGUGAACUGCUGGAACCUGUUACUGGUUCAGGUGAAGAGGGAGAGCCGUGACCACGCCACUCUGUCCGACCUCUACCUCAACAACAUCAUUCCUCGCUUUGCACAGGUCAGCGAAGACUCGGGACGCCUCUUCAAGAAGAGCAAAGAAGUUGGCGUCCAGCUGCAAGAGGAUCUGAUGAAAGUUCUAAAUGAGCUUUACACGGUGAUGAAGACAUACCACAUGUACAACACUGAUAGCAUCAAUGCCGAGUCCAAGCUGAAGGAGGCAGAGAAGCAGGAGGAGAAGCAGAUGGGGCGCUCCAGUCGGCAGGACGACCGACAGACACCGCGCUCCCCGGACACCCUGGCCAGUGUCAAGACGGAGGAGAAACAUGUCAGACGCUCCAGUGUCAAGAAAAUCGAAAAGAUGAAGGAGAAGAGGCAAGCUAAGUAUACAGAGAACAAGCUGAAGGCCAUCAAGGCCAGGAAUGAGUACCUGCUGGCUCUGGAGGCCACCAACAGCUGCGUCUUCAAAUAUUACAUCCACGACCUCUCCGACAUCAUCGACUGCUGUGAUCUGGGCUACCACGCCAGCCUGCACCGCGCCUUGAGGACCUACUUAUCUGCAGAGCUGAACGUAGAGACGUCCAAACACACAGGCCUGGAGACAUUGGAGGGAGCUGCAGAGAGUCUGGAGCCCAAUGGGGACAAACAGAAACUGAUGGAGACCUACAACAAUGUCUUCUGCCCUCCUGUCCGCUUCGACUUCCAGUCCCACAUGGGAGACACGAUGGGUGUGAUGUGUGCCCAGCAGCCUUUGGAAGGCGAGCUGCUCCAGCGGUGCCAGCAGCUCCAGUCCCGUCUCUCCACCCUCAAGAUCGAAAAUGAAGAGGUGAAGAAGACCAUGGAGGCCACUCUGUCCACCAUCCAAGACAUGGUGACGGUGGAGGACUACGACGUCUCCGAGUGCUUCCACCACAGCAACAGCAUGGAGUCUGUCAAGUCCACUGUCAGCGAAUCCUAUCUCAGCAAACCCAGCCUGGCCAAGCGGCGGGCCAAUCAGCAGGAGACGGAGCAGUUCUACUUCACGAAACUGAAGGAGUUUCUGGAAGGCAGGAACCUGAUCACCAAGCUGGAGGCCAAACAUGACCUCAUCCAGAAGACCCUGGGAGAGAGUCAGAAGACUGACUGUUGCCUUGCCAGUGGACGAAGAAACUCUGCAGUACGGAAACAGGACUCGGGUCAGGGCAUUCCUCUGAUGGUAGAGAGCUGCAUCCGCUUUAUCAGUCGCCAUGGUCUGCAGCAUGAGGGCAUCUUCAGAGUGUCAGGUUCCCAGGUGGAAGUCAAUGACAUCAAGAAUGCUUUCGAGAGAGGCGAAGACCCACUGGCAGGAGACCAGAAUGACCACGACAUGGACUCUAUUGCUGGCGUCCUCAAGCUCUAUUUUAGAGGACUGGACCAUGCCCUCUUCCCUAAGGAAGUCUUCCACGACCUCAUAUCCUGUGUCUCGAUGGAGAGCCUCCAGGAGAGGGCAGUCCACAUUAAGAAAGUUCUGCAGUCCCUGCCAAGCAAAACUCUCAUCAUCAUGAGAUACCUGUUUGCCUUCCUCAACCACCUGUCCCAGUACAGCGAGGAGAACAUGAUGGACCCCUACAACCUGGCCAUCUGUUUCGGCCCCACCCUCAUGUCGGUUCCCGAGGGCCACGACCAGGUCUCCUGCCAGGCCCACGUCAAUGAGCUCAUCAAGACCAUCAUCAUCCACCACGACACCAUCUUCCCCGGCCCGGAGGACCUGCAGGGCCCCGUCUACACCAUCCCUGGAACAGGAGAUGACUUCUGUGACAGCCCUCACUGUGAGCCCCCCCUAGUGGAAGAGCCUGCGCCUGACACCGUCUCUGUCAGCCACAUCAGCGAUGAUGGCUCCUUGGCUGUUUCAGAGUCUGACCCAAUCGAAGCCAUCGCCCGGUUCGACUACUCUGGCCGGACCAAUCGGGAGUUGUCGUUUAAGAAGGGCGCUUCUCUCCUCCUGUACCAGCGAGCCUCUGAUGACUGGUGGGAGGGACGACACAAUGGAGUGGAUGGACUGGUGCCGCAUCAGUAUAUUGUGGUCCAAGACAUGGCUGAUGGGGGCCGGGGCAGUCCGAAACCUGAUGUGGAUUCCAGGGACAUACUGGAGGAAAGAGUGUCCACUAGGGGCAGUGCUGCCUCUCCUACUGGAGCCCAUGUGGCUGACAUCUACCUAGCUAACCUGAACAAGAUGAGGAAGCGUCCAGAGUCCGGCAGCAUCCGAAGAACGUUCCGGGGCUCAGAGAGUGAAAGCACAAGUCCCGGAGCCAGUGGAGGUGGAGGGGGGAUGAGAACAGCCUCUCUUCCUGUUGGGGGGGCCCUGCUGAAAGAGACCGGAGACAAACGACCUGUCAGCUCUCACAGCAUUCUGAACUCAGUCACUCGCCACUCGUCACUUAAGACCAAGGUGGAGAGUCCACAGUUACGCAAGACAACCACAGCAGGGCGCUCAAAGAGCUUCAGCAACCAUAGACCACUGGACCCUGAGGUCAUAGCCCAGGUGGAGCCCAGCUCACAGGACAUUGAGGCAGCAAUGAGCUCUGCCCUGAGUGAGCUGAGGGAGCUGGAGAGACAGAGUACCUCUAAACACACACACGCACCUGACGUUGUCUUGGACACGCUGGAGCAGCUGAAAGGUGUGUGUGGUGGUGGUAGUGGAGGAGGAGGAGGGGGAGCUUCAGAGCCCUCCAGUCCACUCCACUCCCGUCUACUGCGGGAUAAUGAGGGAGGCUCCGCGCACACCCACCCACUUCAACGCAGUGCCUCCUCCGCCAGUGACGUGCCAUCUUCCUUCCGGCCCGCCAAGAGCCAGCCGCGGAGCCCGCUGCCCUCUGCCACCUCUCCUUCUCUCUCCUCCUCCUCCCUCUCCUCCUCUGUACCCUCCUUCAGAGAAUCACGCCCCCCAGCCACCAGGCCCAAGCCAGUGGUGUUCCCAAAGAGUGGAGGGAGUGGCAGCCCUGCCAUGGGCUCUCCGACUUCCACCGUACCCCCCACACCGCCUCCUCCACCUUCAGCCCACACACACUCUCUCCCACACACCCCUCCUCCUCCACCCCCGCCCCAGUCCAAUGACAAGUCCUGUCCAGCUUAGGACCCCCUCACCAACACCACCCCAGCCCGAAUCUCAACACCUGAACUGAUCUUUGCAUCCUGUUAGAUUCACCAAGCUCUUUCCUCAGGUGCUGAAAGCACUUCUUGUUUCACAUUGGACCACUUAACCCGAUUCCCAUGUGUAGCAUUCACUUUUCAGUGUCCAUACAAGUUCUUUGACCGCCUGUUCCCUUUAGACUGUUUGGAGACUUCUCUGCCCCCUUCUGGCAGCUCUGGUCACCACAGAUCCACUAUCAUAGAGCCUACAUUAGCAAGCUUUUCACAAAAAUGCCCUGUCUUCUCCUUUCACCCCCUCCCCUGUCUUCUUCCCUCCUUAUGCCACCUCACAGACUCCAGGAGUCACUGGAUGCAAGCCCACACACAAGGGAACAGGACUCAGGAUGGACACAUAAAGACCUACAGCGCCUGGAGCCUACAUACAUUAGUUUGUGAUGCUUGAGAGUGUGUUUGUGUGGGCGUGCAAGAGUGUUACUUACUAUUACACACAGAUCUGAGUGAGCAACAAAGAGCACUGUUUGAUUUUAUAUAGUAGAUGGGACGGUUUCUUUUUGUGACCCCUUGACUACAGGACUGGAAUGGAGUGUUUUAUUCCUGAGAAUAGACUGUGAAAUGCUAAGCUCUCUUAAUCUCUCUGUACAAACUCAACACACUGACUCGCUGCUUCAAAAGGUGAAGACUGGAGAGAAAAGGAUGGACGUUGUCGAAUGGAGGAAAAGAAGGAAGAGGCAAAGACUAACGAAACUGGGCCAAAUAUCAGUGUAACUCAUGUGAUUAAGAGCUUUCAUCUUCUCUCUUCCUCCAGUCUUCUCUAGCUUACUGAACAUGAUGGUGAUUCUUUUAAUUAACUGCUCACUACCUGCACCGCAACAGGAGCAAAAUGAGGUGUUCUCCAAUACCUAACAGUAAUUCUGAACCCAUAGCAAUAAAAAUAAUAAAAGCUGGCAGUUUGAGGCAUUAUGCUGCUUCUCUCCAACAGCUCCAUUAGUGUGUAGGGGACCAUUGAAACCCAGCAUUUUAAUAUGUAAUGUUGGAAUGUACACACACACAUAUUCCCCUAAGCUGUGUGUGUUGGUGUUCUGUGGCAGCUAAACGCCUUUCAGGUUUUCCUUGCAUGCUGGGGCUGCAGACAGCAGCCAUAGUGGCAAGCUGGCUGAUUGCAUCAGUGUAUUUAUCUAUCAAGAGGUCAAAUCCAGAUGUAGGACACUUAGAACAAAGUUAUAGCUUGCUCCUCUAUCUAUAUACUUCUGACUUAACAGCAAAAAAGGGUUUUAUUAUUCUAAUGGUGUGUAUGUAUGUUUAAUAAUCAUGAUAUCAUGAUAACUGGAAGCAUGGAGCUGAGGAUCUUCCUGAGUGUGUUUAGACAGAAGCACAACCAACCGCCUCAUCCAAUGCGUUCUUAAUCAAAGACUGCUUUUGUUAUGACUUGUUUUCCAGUUGUUUAUUAAUGCUCAGAAUCUAUAAUGGUAAACUGUUGAAUUGUGUAGCCGUCUGGGUGUGUGCAAGUGUGUGCACCUGUGUGAGCUUGCAUGAAUGUAUGGGUAAGUAUGCAUGCAUGGGUCAGUGGGUGUUUGUGUGUGUGUGUGCACGUUCACACCCAGUUGUGACCCCCUCACCCCCUCUUGUAGCUAACACAUAUUAGGGUAUACCUCUAAUCAUAAAGGGAAGCACCCAGCAGCAGUCUGUCUGGAGGCAGGGGCACACAGGAAGUAAGAACACAGCACUUCCACAUCUGUGGAGCCAUUUGUACAUGUGAGCAGAUAAAUUACCAGCAGGGAUAGCUUCCAUGCCCCCUCGUCUCCAGUCACUGCUUUAUCAACACCAAACUAAAGAGGAAGAACCCCCAAAUCCAGGGAAGUAAACCACAUGAGCUCAGAGAAAACCAUAGAGGAGAAUUUAGUUUAACAAGAUUUUAUCUUGUAUCAUCUUCUGUCUGAUCUCUCCUCCAGACACAGGCACAGCUAGAUCUGAUAAUGAAUUCAUUCAUGUAAACAAGUGGACGAAUAUUUGAUUAUUUAACACAUGGCUUCAGACAUAGACACAUGCCUUGCUACUUAAGCUUAAUGAGGCCUUCCUGGUAAUAUUUUUUUUUUACCCAGGUCAAUCCUCAUAUUCCUCUCUAUCCACAUUGUACCUUGAGCCGUUUUCUCUUUCCUGCAUUCCUCUUUUCCCCUUUCCGAGGUGAACAUACUUCAUUCCUGUAUGCUCUCUACCAGGUAAUGGAUUAUAAUUGUUACAGUUUUUAUAUCUCUGCAUACUGUAUGUGUAUUACCUGAUGUAUUUGUGUUGCUCUUACCUCAUCGUGACAACUGGAGGGACUGUGUUUGCGUGUAUGUGUGUGAGUGUGUGUGCUUUGUGGUGAGUGACUAAGUGCCGAGAUGUAAACUCACCUAACAGACACACACAUUUACAAACACAGACAUGCAUGUGGGUGGUUGGUGUGUUUGGUCCCAGCUGUGCUGUGAAGGAGCUGGGACCCUCUGGUCUCCAUGCCACCUCUCAGUUUGAUCUCAAAUCAAUCAUCGUGCACUUGAACAACUUGGAUUGUGUGUGGACUGACUGAGUGAGGAUGAUUUGUCAGAACUUAAUAUUGUUGAAUAUGCAUUUUUGUGUCCAUUUGAAAACAGCAGAACUAAAAAAAAAAAAAAGACUGUAAUGUCAAAUCUAUUUAUAGUUGUCUCUGUAUUACUGGAGAAUCCUGUGUUCAGA
Molecule: messenger RNA, 6566 nt
Organism: Myripristis murdjan (pinecone soldierfish)
Lineage: Eukaryota; Metazoa; Chordata; Actinopteri; Holocentriformes; Holocentridae
Gene: srgap2
Product: SLIT-ROBO Rho GTPase activating protein 2
Exons: 23
Coding region: 421-3840 (1139 amino acids)
Biological process (GO): signal transduction
Molecular function (GO): protein binding
Source: RefSeq, a predicted model, not a curated record